AUGUCCGACCGAGCUGCCAAGGUCAAGGUCAAGGACCUCGGUCUCACCCAAGUCUACUGCUCAGAGAAACCGCUGGUCGAUAUUGUCUUUGUGCACGGACUGAACGGCCAUCCACACAAGACUUGGUCGACAAACGAUGUGUUCUGGCCCGCCGAUCUACUGCCUCCGAUGCUAGACCAGCAUCGGGUGCGCGUCCUAACCUAUGGAUACAAUGCAAGCGUUGUAGCAUUUACCGACGGCGUCUCCAGAGACCGAGUCCAUAAUCAUGCCGAAACGCUUGCCUCGGCGCUGGCCGCCAACCGCAACCUCCGAAACUGUUCGGAUCGGCCCAUCAUCUUUGUUUGCCAUUCAUUGGGGGGUCUCGUGGUCAAACGGGCCUUGAUCUACUGCCGGAGCGUCUCCAACGAGAAGAUUGAGCACCUUCGGUCGAUCUUUGUCUCGACGUACGGUAUUCUCUUUCUAGGAACACCGCAUAACGGCUCGGACAUCGCCAAAUGGGGCCUCUUGCUGCAGAAUAUCUGUAGCGCUGUGCUGCCCAAGAAGGUCAUGGACACUUCCGGGGACCUUGUCAAGGCGCUCAGAACGAACAACGAGACUCUCCAGAAUAUCAACAGCCUCUUCGCUGAUAUCAUUGGGCGUUUCCACAUCUUCUUUUUCCACGAGACCCGCUCCACUGAUGUCAAGGGGACUCGGGAGAUGAUCGUCGACGAGAGCUCCGCAGCCCCGUAUAUCGAUGGUGUUGAACGGAGUGGGAUUGAUGCGGAUCAUAGUCACAUGUGCAAGUUCGAAGAUGACAAUGCUCCCGGCUUUGAGAGUGUUGCCGAUGCUCUGUUCCGGUACGCGCGUGAUGCACCUCAUGCCAUUCUCGACAGAUGGGUUGAGGAAGAGAAAACGCGUUUGAUCGCCAGGCAAGCCAAAGCAAGGGAGAUCUUCAACAACGAGAAUAUGAGUCCAUCGCCAAGCGUGCAUAAUGCUCAUCCAACCGGUAGGAAUCAUCACCUUCUCCUUUCACCUCAGCAAUCUGGAUCGGUUACCUUGCAAAAUCCCCCGGAUCGUCUUGCCUUGAAGGGAAGGGAGUCUCCUGAGCCCGGUCCAUCUGUUAGUACAGCCACUCUCGCCCUGUCGCGUUCGUCGUUGAAAGGACCCCUGUUUGUGGCACCGACCGGCUUUCAUCCCAACGCGACCUUCUUUGGAAUGACACGAGAAUUGGAUAUACUACACAGUCGCUUGUUCCGAGCCAAGAAACGAGCUGAACGCCUAGUGGCCGUUCUGAUAUGUGGCGGACCCGGCUUCGGGAAGUCUCAUCUUGCGCGGCAGUAUAUCUUUACUCAUCGGGACUGCUAUGCUGGAGGUAUCUUUUGGGUGGAUGCAAAAUCACGCGAGUCUACAAGCAAAUGUUUCUGGGAUAUCGCACAAGCGGCAAUGCUGACGGACGAGCUGGAGUUUGAGAGUCCCGACUCCAAAACCCCUCAGAGAUACGUGGAAGUGGUUCGCAACUGGUUUCAGACUCGGGAAGAAUGGCUUCUCGUGUUCGAUGGGCUCAAUUUCGACCAUGAAGAUGAUCUGAAUCACUUCAAGCAGUUCUUGCCCUUCAACAAACGGUGCAGCAUCAUCUAUACCUCCGUUGAUCGAACACUACGGAAGAAACAGCGACUAUAUGAGCCAUAUUGUCUCCAAGUUCCCCCGCUCACAGUUGAAGAUGCUUGCAAGCUGUUGUUCAAGGACCUCGGAAUCAAAAGACCAUCCAAGGAGCAAAUCCGCAAGGGAACUGAGCUGGUCAAUCAUUAUGAAUGUCUUCCGCUCGCAAUCCACGCCAUCAGUCACCGUCUCAGUGCAAUGUCCAAACCUAUUGAAAAGUACCAUAUCGACUCCCAUCUGACCGAUGAAAAGCUUGCGGAGCCCUUUCUGAGUAUCAUGCGCGACCUCUUUCGCAUGAACCAUCUUGAAGCCCUGAGUCUGAUCAAUAUUCUGUCUUUCCUUGGUCAUCAUGUUCCGGUUGGCCUCAUUAAUCUCGGCAGGCCCGCCCUGGAGGUUUUGAAUGUCCAGAUUUUGACAAGCAGCAGGCCGGGGGAACGGCCUGAUAUCGACACGACUCUUGGAAUCCUGAUUAAAUACGGACUGAUCGAGAGGACUUCCGAUGCGUACGCACUGCAUCCUCGCAAUCUCUCACCCCAAUCUGAGAAGGAUAACAUCUUGGAGGCCGGAGAUGUCAUCCCUGACCUAUCCGAAUCCCAAACGGAGAGUAGCCAGGAAGCAUUCUUCUCGGUCUAUCAAAGCGCAGGUUCCAUCGACGUCAUCAAGAUCCACAGCGUUGUUCAAGGAUUCUGUCGUGACGAAUUAAAGAUCAUGGACGAAGAGAUGAGAAAACAGCCCGACAGGCCGGAUACUCCCAAAUAUGCCGAAGAUUACUAUCCCUCAUGGCUUGUUGUUGCCACACGAGUUCUGUGCAGGUCCUAUGAGAAUGCGAAAAAGAGGAUGGACCAUGUCGACGACUAUGGUCUGGUCAAAGACUACCGAGAAUACGAGACGCAGGCGUCACGGUUGGUCGAGAAUUUUCCCAGGAGGCGUUCAAGUGAGCCAGAAAUUGUGCGGGAGGCCCGUAUCGACCUAAGGCAGAUGAUGAAGAGUAUCUCCGACGCGAUCCACCAACUGUCUCCUAGUUCGUCGCAGGAUUCCGUUCGUAAGCAUCGAUCUGUCUUUGAUCGGUCUAGCAGCUCGUCUUCAUCCAUGCCGGAUUCUUCUUUUGACGACGGCCCUUCGCGUCAAUUGACUUGGGACCUAAAUGAUAUGGUUGCGGUUAAAGUUGAAUCGCCCAAGGAGAUGCCGCCGGCGGCCCAUCAGUUCAACUUGAGCCCCUUUAUUCCUCAUAUUUUCAGAGAGUCCAGUAGCGGAAGGGAGGGGUAUGAGUCCGACAAUGAAUACCGCCCAGGCGAGACGCGGAUCUCUCCGGCACACUCACACAUCAGCCAAAGCACGGAGAAGCCCAGCCCAUCUCAGCCCCCGAGCCCGCCACGGGAUGAUCAAGGGUGGCAGGUUGUGGAGAAGCCACAAAAACCGCGACCAGGCAAGGAAAGACAACCGAAGCAGCGCCCCAAGUUUCCCCGACAUAUUCAAGGCGCAAGACUGGCCGCUCCCGUUCUCGAGAUAUUCCCUGUGGAAGGACGGAGUAUAUCGAACAGUAGCUUAAACAACGGCCGAAGCAGUUCUUCUGUUUCAGCCACAGAGGCACUCACGGCCGUGCAUAACGCUAGCUCACCUCGCACCUCGGAGGAAGAUAUUCACUGGGCGGGCACUGAGCAUGGGUCCGGCAACAAAGAAAAUUCGCGCACAUGGGCUGCUGUGGCAGCGAAAGCCAAGCGCGCUGUGGAUGUUUCUUCCCCCACAAAGCGAGCUUCAUCGUCAUCGCUCGGCGCAGAGGUUGGUCCAAGUUUGCUCGGAACGCAGCCAUUGCAAGGCAAGUCUUCAGUCAAAUCGUUGGAUACCCGACCUAGCACUGGUCAAGGGCCAUCCCCUCCCCGUGAGACCCAGAUAGAGCGAAUGAGUCGAUCGACGUACAGUGAGCCAAGCCAGGACUAUCUUGCACAGCAUUUGAACGCACUGGAUCUGAGAGCUGCUCCGGAGAGCCGCUAUCAUGCUCGCCAACUCUCUGCGGUCGCACCAAUGGCAGCGGCACCAUUGCGGGAUAUGUCAGCCAGUUCUCCGUCCCUUCUCCCAUACUAUCCGCCCCCGAUUCCGUACGAAAACCAGAUCGAGAUUGCAGUUGCGCGGCGGCUGAACGCGACUGCCCAACAGGUACCAGCACCGGCACCUGUACCUAUCAGUCAGACGGCGACGAAUCUCAACCCGAUAUUACAUCCCUCCGCCAUCAUGCCGGGGGCCUCGCCUCCGUCAUCGCUCAUGGCCGAAGCGGUUGGAUAUGGUGGGUACAUAUCCGACCCACCUCCGGUGCUGGAGCCAAUGUCACGAGGACCAUCUGGACAGUCUCAGCAGUCUUGGUACACAGAGCCGGUUCGCUUUCCACCGCGGUUCCCUCCCAUGCCUGCCACUGCCGCCACCAUGGGACCUUUCUUGCCGCAACAGCAGACACUCUCCGGCGCUGGAAGCUGGAUCGGUGACGGCCAACAGCCGGGUGGCUUUGGGGCAGGCAUGCCGGCGGACAUUGCGUUUGCGGCCCGGACUCAGACGCGACCUGCCAGCUCACUCGACAGCUCGCUGCAUGGCAGAGAGUUUGGCUGGGAAGGAGAGCCUGUGCCAAAUAUCGCGUUCCCGCCGUCAGCGACAACACUGCACUUUGGAGCUCAUCAAGUGGAUGUGCGAGACGCGCGGCAGCGAUUCGAACUGAGCAGCCGGUACCCGGUCCAGGGGCCGAGUGCUCCUGCAUACCACUUGUAUCAUUCCAAUCGAUCGGGGCCUCUGAUGCGCCAGACUCAGGAAAUGGCGAUCCCAGGACCCGCUCAGGGAGCCUACGACCGGCGAGCACGGAGCGGCAGUUCUCCUCUGAACCCUGAUUUUCAUCAUCUAGGCUCGAACCUAUGA
Aspergillus clavatus NRRL 1 is the source of this 4536-nucleotide messenger RNA. Its product is annotated as LipA and NB-ARC domain protein. Gene Ontology annotation, molecular function: ADP binding. The record is from RefSeq and is a predicted model, not a curated record. Lineage: Eukaryota; Fungi; Ascomycota; Eurotiomycetes; Eurotiales; Aspergillaceae. The transcript has 4 exons. The coding region runs from base 1 to 4536 and encodes 1511 amino acids.